Nicotiana attenuata is the source of this 928-nucleotide messenger RNA. RefSeq names its product zinc-finger homeodomain protein 2-like. The record is from RefSeq and is a predicted model, not a curated record. Gene Ontology annotation, biological process: regulation of developmental process; regulation of DNA-templated transcription. Gene Ontology annotation, molecular function: transcription cis-regulatory region binding; DNA-binding transcription factor activity. Gene Ontology annotation, cellular component: nucleus. Lineage: Eukaryota; Viridiplantae; Streptophyta; Magnoliopsida; Solanales; Solanaceae. The transcript has 2 exons. Bases 20 to 742 code for a protein of 240 amino acids.
UUUAUAGCUAAAGAAAAUCAUGGACUUCGAAAAUCAUCAAGAAGAAGAAGAAACUGAACCACCACCGAGUUACGACGACUCACUCAACAACUCGAACUCAACUCACCCAACAAAAAUGCCGAGUCCUACACCAAUGGAACUCGAACCCUUAGCGGUGGUUCACACGUGGCAUAAUAAUAAGCCAAAGUACAAAGAGUGUCUGAAAAACCACGCCGUAAGUAUCGGCGGCCACGCCGUAGACGGCUGUGGUGAGUUCAUACCUGCCGGUGAAGAUGGCUCACUUGAUUCCCUCAAAUGUGCUGCUUGUAACUGCCACCGCAAUUUCCACCGUAAAAUUACGCAACCACCACCCACCGCCGUUGAACCGCCGCCGUUUGUUAAUUACCAUUUGCCGUACUACAGAAGCUUACCGCCACCUUGUGGGUAUUUACAGUACCACGUGGCGCCACAACAAAGACCGUUAGCUUUGCCGUCAACUUCUGGAGGUGGUGGGUAUCGUGAAGAUCAGGAAGACAUGUCCAACCUCAACAAUAGCGGAGGUGGUUCGAAGAAGCGAUUUCGGACAAAAUUUAGCCAAGAACAGAAGGAGAAAAUGCAAGAACUAGCAGAUAAAUUGGGGUGGCGGAUUCAAAGGGAAGAUGAGGAGUUGGUGCAGCAGUUGUGCAACGAAACUGGAGUGAGAAGGCAAGUGUUUAAAGUUUGGAUGCAUAACAACAAGAACACUCUUGGUAAGAAACCCUAGAACAAAAAGAAAAAGAAAGAAGCCCCAUUAUUUUUAGGUAUUUUUGUUAAUAUUUAUGUUAGAUAUUGACUACUUAUUUUGUAUCUGGAAAUUAAACCACCUAUCUUCUUGUUAGAAGAGGAAGACUUUGAAAUUAAUUUGAGAUGUAGCUGAGAAUGUGAUCUUUAUCGAUAGUAGUUGAUAUUA